GUGGUGCAGGAGGGGAGCCGGGCAGCGCUGCCCCACUGCUGCCCCACUGCUGCUUGCUGGGGUAGCCGUGGAGGAAAGAGGCUUGAGGAAGUCCCUUCCUAAGUCCAGCGGAAGCUCAAGAGGUUUUCUGCCAGUGGAGUUCCUGCUCUGGAUGAGGUUGCUGCCAAGCACUGACUUUGUGCAGCCUGUGCUCCUGUUGACUUGCUGCUCUGUGUCACAACGGGGUUUGUCCGGCAACCGUCUGGUGAACAAGGCUUCCGUGGUGCUUCGCUGUGUGGAUAUUCCAAACCAGGAGAGGGGCGCAAGUUAACAUUUUUGGGGCGAGUUGAGCUUUUUAAGUUUUGGAGCUGACUGAUCCAACAGAGUUGUGCUUAGGAAACCACAAAUCUGGUAUUUGAGGGCUUGUUGCACCCAGAAAUCAAGCAGGCUGCAUCAGUGUGACUCUAGGGAUUGUUCUGCACGACGAAAGCUAAAGUGCGGCAUACGUCAUUAACUCCUGGGCUGUGGGUUAGGCUAGAUGAGCCACAGCUACAAGCCUUCCCACCUCAGCAUCUUCUCUAGUGUGCUUAGGAGAUGAAGCUGUGCCUUGCGGAUGAACUUGGUUUAAACCCAGACUAGACCAUGAGUUAUUAGUGAAAGCCUGAUUGCUGGUAGUUUGACGCUGCAGUUGUAAUGUUAAUAGGCAGGGAGAGAAGGAUGCGGGAAGCAGGUGUGUGACUUCUGUGAACAGCGACAGCACAGGCGUGAGUGACCCUAGGAAUCCAGGGCACAGCAAAGCCUUUGCUUCUGAUCCAGCCUAUUGGUCUCAGAGGAGCUUCCUAAAGGACGAGAACGGCAUGCUCAUCUCCGCAGGAUCCAGCAGUUCCGUGGGCCAGUACAAGGAUGCAUUUAUGAAGGCAAAUCCAGGGUACAAGUGGUGGCCCACAACAAACCAACCUGUGAAAGCCCGGACAUCCACUGUUACAAACAGGAAAAAGCUAUGGGCCUUUGCUUCAGACUCUGCAAAAGGUUUACCAAGCCUGGGGAAAGCGACAAAAAGUGAAGGAAUGCCGCAGCGUAACUUUGGGACGGCAGGUUUCCUCGAGUACUUGCCAGUCAGAUGCAACUAA
Phalacrocorax carbo (great cormorant) is the source of this 1109-nucleotide messenger RNA. Lineage: Eukaryota; Metazoa; Chordata; Aves; Suliformes; Phalacrocoracidae. The record is from RefSeq and is a predicted model, not a curated record.